Molecule: messenger RNA, 2468 nt
Organism: Sphaerodactylus townsendi
Lineage: Eukaryota; Metazoa; Chordata; Lepidosauria; Squamata; Sphaerodactylidae
Gene: PPP1R1B
Product: protein phosphatase 1 regulatory inhibitor subunit 1B
Exons: 9
Coding region: 299-1087 (262 amino acids)
Biological process (GO): intracellular signal transduction
Cellular component (GO): cytoplasm
Molecular function (GO): protein phosphatase inhibitor activity
Source: RefSeq, a predicted model, not a curated record
AGGGCGACCCAGCGUCCCUCCCCUUCUCCCCCCCCCUCCUCUUCUCAGCCUCCUCCUGCCCUCCCCUAUCUACCUACACUGCCAGUCCCCAGCGCAGCAGGAAUGAGCUUUUCCCUCUGCCCCCUUCAGUUGCCUUGUGCCGAGCCAGAAGUUGGCACCGGGGACUUCUGCUGCUAUUGAGGGGCCAGGGUGGGCAGAGCACUCUGCCAGCGGAGCUUGAUCCAGGAGGAGCAUCCACGUCCCCAGCAACAGAGUAGGAGACUUUCCUGCUGGGAGUGGAACGGACGGGGACUCAGGGAUGGACCCCAAGGAGCGGAAGAAGAUCCAGUUUUCUGUGCCUGCUCCCCCCAGCCAACUGGACCCUCGGGCAGUCGAAAUGAUCCGCCGGCGGAGGCCGACCCCAGCUUUGCUGUUCCAGCUGUCAGAAACUUCAUCCCCUGAAGAUGAAGGAUCUCCAUACCAGAGAGCUUUGGGCGAAGGCUACCACCUUAAGAACAAAAGGAACGCCCCCUGUGCCUACACCCCUCCUUCUCUUAAAGCUAUGCAGCGCUUAGCACAGAGCCAUUUGGAAUCCAACAGCUCCUGGAUGGAAGAAGACUAUGCGGAGGAUGUCGAGGAAGAUGAAGAAGAUGAAGAGGACGACGAGGAAGAGGCUCAGGACUCAGACGACACCGUGAGAGAAAUGCCUGGCCUGUGUCAGCCGGAAGGAUCUCAGACCUGCUCAGGAACCAAGGCCGCCUUGUUAAGGCAAUGCACAGUCUUGGAAAAUAAGCCCAAAGAAUCGGAGCAUCCUGUCUAUCCAGCUCUCUCCAAAUCGCAGAAGCGGAAAGGUGGGCAGAAAGUCUCCUUUGCUGGAUCUGUAGAGGAGGUGCGAGAGGAGCCCAGCGACCCUGAUGAGUCUGAGAAAGAAAGUGCCAAAGAAGGGGGACCAAAGAGCCAGGGGGCAGAGGAGGAGCUGGAGAAGGGAGACCCACCUCCUGCAGAUCACGUCAUGGAACUGAGUCAGUCUGGAUGGGAAGAGAGACCUCCUCGUGCCGUUGACCUGGAAACCCGUUCCUCUCCACCCCCUAUCCGCACAACCACCUAGCAGAAGAAAUGAAGAGUAGAGCUAGUGGGAGACUCGUCCGUCAGCAGAAAACUCCCAUUUACCUAGACAGAUUGAAUCAUUUACUUUCUCUUUUAUUCGGUUUUUUUUCUGUUCUAAACUUUGUGUUUCAUUUGACCGUGCUUUGGUUUGUGUUCAGUGAAUUAUUUAGCAUGGAGGGAGAAGGAAGGGCACCUAGAAGGCACAGCAGCAGGGAAUUAAUCCUCCAAGGUCAGAGGCAGGUGGCCAGAUGCUGGUGACAAAUGGCAGAGGGGAGCCACCUUCCUGGACAAAAUGGCUGCUUUGAAUGGAAGACCGUGUGGCAUUAUACCCUGCACCAGAGGUCCCUUCCUCCCCCACCGCAACCCUUCCCACCCCAGGAUCCACUCCCCACCCCCCUCAAUUUUCAGGAAUUCCCCAACUCAGAGGGUGGAUUCUAUGGCACGACAUUCCGGCUUAGCUCUGCCACCUCACCAAACUCUGCCCCCACCUCUCCAGGAAUUUCCUUAGCCACAGCCAGCAACCCUAUGAAUCAGAAAUUCUACAACCAUGUUUUACGAGGCCAGUGACCAGUGGCCUUAACUAAGCCAAUAAUCUUAAGUAUCCAGGGGAAUCUUCUGGAAGGGUAGCCAUGCUAGUCUGUUUGCAGCAAGGCCCAGUGACACCGUACAGGUCAGUCAGUAUGUUUAUUUAGUAGUUAACCCAAAAAUCACCGUACAAGUCAACACAGUUUAUUCCAGUAGAAUUUCCCAUUUCAGGGCUGACUUCCCAAAGGGCAUGAAGUGCAGCGUUGGGCAUGUCUUAUGCAGUGAAGUCUGCAUCAUGAAAUCGUAGGCUGGAACAAAUUGCACGAGUCUGUAAGUUGCCACUGGAUUCCAGUUUCAUUUAUCCAAGCCAGGGGUUCCCACCGGCACUAGGACACCCAGCAACAUCUUUUCUGGCUCCUGCCAACUGUUUUCUGCAUACACUUCCUUUGGCAGCAGCCAUUUUGUGGCAGCCAUUUUGUUGCUGCACCCCACCGUGCCGGGUCAGAAUUCCAAAUGUGCCUACAGGCUCAAAAAGGCUGGGGCCCCCUGAACGAAGCCAAGGAAUUCGGGCAGUUGGAUGAGAGUUUGCUGGAAACUGAAUUUGAAAAUGUACAAAUGACCUGAUAUCUUGACGCUGGGUUCAGAUUGGGAGCAUAAACAGUACUGACACCCUUGCCCUCCCACCCGACCCCAUGUUCUGUUCACACCUCCCCAAGCAGAAGACGCAAGGUCCAAUCCACUUGCAUAACCGAAAUGGUUGUUUUUCUCUCUCUCUCUCUGCCUUUUGACCCCCUCCCCCGCACACACCUACACCUCUUCCUGUGUGCCUCGCUGGUCUAUUAAAGCUUUGUAAAUAA